UGACGAGUGAAGACAUUCACCUACUUGUCAUAACCGCUGACUACUAUUUGUCUUUACAACUGUUGGGGGGUGAGUGAAUUAAGUGGGUUGGGGUGAGUGAGUUAUGAAAAUCAACAGUGAUACAGUCUUGGAGGGGAGAAAGAUAGUCUUGGUACCUUACAGAAAAGAACACGUUCCAAGAUAUCAUGACUGGAUGCAGUCACCAGAACUGUUGGAGCAAACCGCAUCUGAUAGACUGACCCUGGAUCAAGAAUAUGAAAUGCAACAGAGUUGGUUCUCAGAUGAAAACAAGUGUACGUUUAUCAUCUUGGACAAAAGCAAAUGGGUCCAACCAGAAGUUACAGAAAUAGAAUGCAUGGCUGGUGAUGUUAAUUUGUUCUUCAAUGACAGCCAGCAAGAAGUUGCUGAGAUAGAAAUUAUGAUAGCAGAACCGUCUUGUCGAAGGUGUGGCCUUGGAAGAGAAGCCCUAUUAAUCAUGAUGAGUUAUGGCGUCACCUUCCUAGGAAUACAGAAAUAUAUAGCGAAGAUUGGUUGCGGCAACGAACCGAGUUUAGCACUAUUCCGCAAAUUGGGUUUUGUGGAGAUUUCCGUCAGCGAGGUAUUCAAAGAGGUAACACUGGAGAGAUAUGUAACACAGAAUGUGCAAAGACAGCUAACUCAGGAAACUAGUCACAUUCUUCAUCACAAAUAUCCCUACAGACCCACACAGAACUCUGAAAACAACUUGUGAUCAAUGAAGGAAACUAUGGGAGUAUUCACCGAAGAUGUUUCGUCCACUUCGUCUUUUCAAGAGGACUGAUAGCUCGGCGAAAGAUCUUUGAGAUCCGACAUGGUCAACCAUCGCUGCACAUGCAGAGUCACAGAACUUCUGAAAUGUCUGAUAAAGGGACACGAUCUUUUCACACCUCGUUUUUAUCAUGUGACAGGCCGAAGUUCCGGAACAAAGAUUUCAGUAUUUAGAACGCUGAAGGAGUGUCUCAGUCGAAUGUUAUAACAGUCGCUAUUUAAGCGCUCAAGAAUACCUAUAGGUCAAAACUAUUUGGUCACGGAAAGAUAGGUACAUUGUCGUGUUGUCCAGUUUCAUAACUAGAUUUUUUUGAUAAAUGUGUGGUGACAACAUAACUGGAAGUCAUUUACAGAACAAGAUUGGAGUUUCUCUUCAACACAUUAAUAAGGAAAGAGCCAAAGUUGAAUUGAUUUACAUCGCCUUCCAAUGCAUUAGCAACUGUCUCGCUUUCAUCGUUAGUCAACUCGAAGGCCCGUGUCUAUAUCACUAAUACAUAUGUGCAAUCUAGUUCAAUCCUCUUCAUCCUUCGCCAUCUUUGUUCUUUUUUCGGUUUAUAAUUAUCUUGUACUUUUUUUUUCUUUUUUUUACUCGUAGAAAAAAAAGA
Stylophora pistillata is the source of this 1391-nucleotide messenger RNA. RefSeq names its product N-acetyltransferase 9-like protein. Gene Ontology annotation, molecular function: N-acetyltransferase activity. The record is from RefSeq and is a predicted model, not a curated record. Lineage: Eukaryota; Metazoa; Cnidaria; Anthozoa; Scleractinia; Pocilloporidae.